UCUUAAGUCAAACAGCACCCUUUGAAUAAUCUCGGAAAAACAAUUACUCCAUAAUUUAUUUUUUUUUUUGGUAUACUUUAAAGAGCAGGUAUGCUUAUGAAAUAACCUGGCAAUUUCCUCUUUUCCACACUUCUCAAUUUUCUAUAUAAAGGGCAGCAAGUUCAUCAUUUACGCACCCUUUUUCUUACCUACUCAAACACAAACAAGCUGAGUCCAACUCAAAAUUAUGGUCCAAGAAAAGAAGCUAGUUGAUGAGGUUUCCGGUUGGCUAAGAGUCUACGACGAUGGCUCAGUCGAUCGGACAUGGUCAGGUCCCCCGGAGGUUAUGUUCAUGACAGAUUCGGUGCCACCCCAUGAACAAUUCACUGAAGGUGUAGCCACUCGUGAUGUCACUAUUGAUUCCAAUUCAGGACUCAAAGUUCGAAUCUAUUUGCCAGAGCAAAUUCCCACCACUAAUACUAAGUUGCCAAUCAUCCUUCAUUUUCAUGGGGGUGGUUUUUGCAUCAGCCAACCUGAUUGGUACAUGUAUUAUCACUUUUACACUAGGCUGGCAAGGUCAGUUCCAGCCAUUUGUGUCUCAGUUUAUCUCAGGCUUGCACCAGAGAACAGGCUCCCAGCUGCCUGUGAUGAUGGCUGCGCUGCUCUCCUCUGGCUAAGGUCGUUGGCUAAAGGUGAAUCAAAUGAGCCCUGGAUCAAUGAUCAUGCAGAUUUUAACAGAGUUUUUCUUAUUGGGGAUAGCUCAGGAGGGAACAUAGUGCAUGAAGUGGCUGCACGUGGUGGGAACUUGGGUUUGAGCCCAUUAAGGCUAGCAGGUGCGAUUCCAAUCCACCCAGGUUUUGUCCGUGUGGAGCGGAGCAAGUCGGAGUUGGAGCAACCCGAAUCACCUUUAUUAACUUUAGACAUGGUGGACAAGUUUUUGGCCCUGGCAUUGCCACUUGGGAGCACCAAGGACCAUCCGAUUACUUGCCCUAUGGGGUCCAGCGCUCCGCCGAUUGACGGUCUAAAUCUUCCACCAUAUUUAUUAUGUGUAGCUGAGAAAGACCUGAUCAAGGACACAGAGAUGGAAUACUAUGAAGCCAUGAAAAAGAGCAACAAAGAUGUGGAAUUGUUGAUUAGUCAUGGAAUGGGGCAUAGUUUUUACCUAAACAAGAUUGCCGUGGACAUAGACUCAGACACUGCUGCCCAAACCACUGGCCUUAUUGAAGGAAUCAAAGAGUUCAUCAUGAAGCAUUGAAAAUGUUUUUUUCCUUUGCAAUUAAUGAAAUAAAAUGAGUGAUCUUAUUGAUAGCUUGUGCCAAAUUUCAUGCAUGUUUCAUCAUUUAAUUGAGUUGGAACCAUUAAUUGGAAGUGAGGAGAUAUUCAUUUGGAAAGAAAAU
Molecule: messenger RNA, 1376 nt
Organism: Durio zibethinus
Lineage: Eukaryota; Viridiplantae; Streptophyta; Magnoliopsida; Malvales; Malvaceae
Product: strigolactones hydrolase CXE15-like
Molecular function (GO): hydrolase activity
Source: RefSeq, a predicted model, not a curated record